Molecule: messenger RNA, 3292 nt
Organism: Alexandromys fortis (reed vole)
Lineage: Eukaryota; Metazoa; Chordata; Mammalia; Rodentia; Cricetidae
Exons: 17
Coding region: 63-3278 (1071 amino acids)
Biological process (GO): proteolysis; positive regulation of leukocyte chemotaxis; blood coagulation
Cellular component (GO): extracellular region
Molecular function (GO): serine-type endopeptidase activity; calcium ion binding
Source: RefSeq, a predicted model, not a curated record
CCCUGCCCUUUGCCCUCCCAGCAGCAUCUGGACAAGCCCCAGCAAGAAGCAACAGUCGCACCAUGGUUCCUCAGGCUCGCCGCUGGCUGGUGUUUUUCUGCUUUCUGCUCCAGCUUCAGGGACUCCUAGGAACUGUAGUUUUUGUAACCCAGGAGGAAGCACACAGUGUCCUCCACAGGCAAAGGCGCGCCUAUGCAUUCCUGGAGGAGCUGUGGCCGGGUUCCCUGGAGAGAGAAUGCCUCGAGGAGCAGUGCUCCUUUGAGGAAGCCCGAGAGAUCUUCAAGAGCACGGACAGAGCAUUUGUUGAAACAAGAUCUUGCUAUGUAGCCCAGGCUGGCCUCCAACACUCUCUUCCCGCCUCUGCCUCUGCCUGCCAAGCGCUGGAAUUCCAGCAGUUCUGGGUCGUGUACACAGAUGGGGACCAAUGCGCCUCGAAUCCGUGCCAGAACGGGGGCACCUGCCAGGACCACCUCCAGUCUUACAUCUGCUUCUGCCUCAUAGACUUUGAGGGCCGGAACUGUGAGAAGAACAAGAAUGAGCAGCUGAUCUGUGCCAAUGAUAACUGUGGCUGUGAUCAGUACUGCACUGACCAUCCAGGGACCAAGUGCACCUGCCACUGCCAUGAGGACUAUGUGUUGCAGCCUGAUGGGGUGUCCUGCAAACCAAAAGUUGAGUAUCCAUGUGGGAAAAUACCUGUUCUGGAAAAAAGAAAUUCCAGCGGCCCCCAAGGCCGGAUUGUGGGAGGCAAGGUGUGCCCCAAAGGGGAGUGCCCAUGGCAGGCUGUGCUGAAAAACAGUGGGUUACUGCUGUGCGGGGCCAUCCUAUUGGACAGUACGUGGAUCGUGUCUGCAGCCCACUGUUUUGAUACUAUCAGGAGCUGGAGGAACAUAACAGUGGUGAUGGGUGAGCAAGACUUCAGCGAGAAGGAUGGGACUGAGCAGGUACGACGGGUCAGACAGGUCAUUAUUCCUAACAAGUACAUCCCAGGCAAGAUCGACCAUGACAUUGCCCUGCUCCGUCUCCACCAACCUGUGACCUUCACUGACCACGUGGUACCCCUGUGUCUGCCUGAAAGGGCCUUCUCCGAGAGAACCCUCUCCAGAAUCCGCUUCUCAAGGGUCAGUGGCUGGGGCCAGCUGCUGGACCGCGGGGCCACAGCCCUGGAGCUCAUGGCUGUUGAAGUGCCCCGGAUGAUGACUCAGGAUUGCCUGGAACACGCCAAGCACAGUCCCGGCACCCCCCAGAUCACUGACAACAUGUUCUGCGCUGGCUAUAUGGACGGCACGAAGGAUGCCUGUAAAGGGGACAGCGGUGGCCCCCACGCCACACACUACCGUGGCACCUGGUACCUGACAGGUGUGGUCAGUUGGGGCGAGGGCUGUGCAGCUGUUGGCCACGUUGGAGUGUACACCAGGGUCUCCAGGUACACAGAAUGGCUGAUCAAGUUCAUGAACUCCAAGCCCCAGGUUGGGAUUUUCCAAGUUGAGCUGGUCCUGGGGCCAGCCAGAGGACUGAGGGCUUGGGCUCAAACCCCACAUGUGCCCUGGUACCCAGGCUUUGCCUCAUCCCCAUCUCAACUAACGGGUAGGAUGAGUAUUAGAAAAUGCUAUGACUGCUCUCAGUGCAAAGCAGGCCCUUGCAGGAAGUUUGGGAUAAGGAUAGCCAGCCCGGAAAAGGCUGGGGCUGGUGGCCACAGUUCCCAGUCCCCUGACCUCAUUGCUGGCUGGGGCUCCAAUCAGGAGGCUGAGAUAAGCAGGAGGACCAUGGCCACCUGGGGCUCAGGGCGAGUGAACCUUGCCCCCACGCCUGUCCCAGCAGCUGCUGUCCUUGACCACACCAUGGGGAGCCCGCUGAGACUCAGCCUGCUCUAUGUUGCCCUGGCCAGCCUCCUGUCACCUGGAAGAAGCCUGUUUAUUAACCGGGAACGCGCCAACAAUGUCCUGACGAGGAUUCCAAGGGCAAACUCAUUUUUUGAAGAGAUGAAGAAGGGCAAUCUGGAAAGAGAAUGUGUGGAAGAGGUAUGUUCUUAUGAAGAGGCCCGUGAAGUCUUCGAGGAUACUCAGAAGACGAAUGAAUUCUGGAACAUAUAUAAAGAUGGUGACCAGUGCGAAACCAAGCCUUGCCAGAAUCAGGGCAAGUGUCGCGACGGCCUCGGCGAGUACACAUGCACCUGCAUGGAGGGAUACGAAGGCAAAAACUGUGAAUUCUUUGUUCGGAAACUCUGCAGCCUAGACAACGGAGACUGUGACCAGUUCUGCAGCGAAGAGCAGAACACGGUGGUGUGCUCCUGCGCCAGCGGUUACUUCCUGGGUGAUGACGGCAAGUCCUGCAUCUCCACAGUGCCCUUCCCCUGUGGGAAAACCACCAUAGGACGUAGGAAGAGGUCCUUGGACCAGAGCACCAACCACAGUAAGCCUUUCCCUGAAUCCCUCUCGGACUUGGUGCUGUCACCUACGGAGAACCCGUCCAACCUGCUCAACCUCAACCAGACACAACCGGAAAAGGACAGCUCAAGCGUUAUUCGUAUUGUGGGUGGCCGAGCAUGCAAAGACGGGGAGUGUCCCUGGCAGGCUCUGCUCAUCAACGAUGACAACGAGGGCUUCUGUGGGGGCACCAUCUUGAAUGAGUUCUACAUCCUCACUGCGGCCCACUGUCUGCACCAAGCCAAGCGAUUCAGGGUGAGGGUAGGGGAUUGGAACACAGAGAAGGAGGAAGGCAAUGAGAUGGUGCACGAGGUAGACGUGAUCAUAAAGCACAACAAGUUUGUUAGGGAGACCUAUGACUUCGACAUCGCAGUGCUCAAGCUGAAGACUCCCAUCAUGUUCCGCAUGAACGUGGCCCCUGCCUGCCUGCCUCAGAAGGACUGGGCCGAGGCCACACUGAUGACGCAGAAGUCGGGCAUCGUGAGUGGGUUUGGACGCACGCAUGAGAAGGGCCGCCAGUCAAACAUCUUGAAGAUGCUGGAGGUGCCCUAUGUGGAUCGCAACACCUGCAAGCUCUCCAGCAGCUUCACCAUCACACAGAACAUGUUCUGUGCUGGCUACGAUGCCAAACUGGAGGAUGCCUGCCAGGGGGACAGCGGCGGCCCCCAUGUCACUGAGUACAAAGGCACCCACUUUGUGACUGGCAUUGUCAGCUGGGGAGAAGGGUGUGCGAGGAAAGGGAAGUAUGGGAUCUACACGAAGGUCACGGCCUUCCUCCGGUGGAUCGAGAAGUCCAUGAAAGCCAGGGUGGUGCCCACAUCUGAGACCCCAACGUCAACAAGCCCUCCCCAUUAAAGCAGCUCUCUAGA